AAAUCCAUCAGUGGUCGUCUAGUCACCGUCAGCAGGUCUACGGUGGUGACAGCUCCCAGGUGCGGACGACUUGCACAAACCGUUCUCUGCCUCGGUCCCGGCCAUGGCAGAGAGACGAGGAAGACCACCAAGAAACUUUUAACGUGUCGCUAAUUUUUUUUUAAAUAAUACCUAACAUGGUGUUGCUUAGUCUUUUCAAACAUGGCAAGAUAAUUUUCAACACUAAUGCAAAUGGCGUUAGUGCUGCUUGCAGUCGUAGGACACAUCCUCGCAGCUGACCCGGAGGCGCCUCGAAUCCAUGGACAGCAGAAGCUGGCGACAGCGGCCGACUGUUCGGGUGCCGUGGGCUUCAGCGGGGUUGGAACCCACCAAGUACACGACACCGGGCUGAUCGGCUACAGGACGACGCUCGUCGACAGGGGCGUCGGAUUCAGCAGGGAGACGGGAGAGUUUACAGUCCAUUGCCCCGGGAUCUACCACAUAGCCUUUGCCGCCUACAGCAAUACUCCCAACACGAGGAUCAUUCUGAAGAAGAGGGGAGCCGGCAAGGGCUCGACCUGGACGGAGGUCGCAUCUGCAGGAGGUGAAAAGAGCGGCGGCGGGUCCAACCAGAUCCUCCUGGAGCUGGAAGUCGGCGAUCAGACAGGAGUUUGGCUCGCGGACAGGAGGGUGAACAUCGCGACAGACAACGAUCGAGCCGCACCCUCCACCACCUUCACAGCUUUCAGAAUUGCCAAGAAAUAACCACCUCCAAAUACCCUCCCCAUUAACGUCCCUUUAGUUGGAGGUAUUUCUCAAGACAAAUCCAUUCUUCCGUGGAUCUAGUCAUCCUAUUCUGUUUCCACAUUGAGCUUAUUUCUUCUGUUGAUUCUUAUCUGCACGUUACCGAAUAAAGAAAACUGUGUUGUACUUAAACAUCUAACAAGAAAAACUUUAUUAUAUCUUUAUUAUACCUUUAAAGGCAUGAAUGUUGCAUGUUACUAUAUUUCUUCUUUCCUUUCUUUAUUUUUCAAAAAAU
This is a messenger RNA of Cimex lectularius (bed bug), 1018 nucleotides long. RefSeq lists its product as uncharacterized. Gene Ontology annotation, molecular function: protein binding. The transcript has 4 exons. The record is from RefSeq and is a predicted model, not a curated record. NCBI's taxonomy places the organism in Eukaryota, Metazoa, Arthropoda, Insecta, Hemiptera, Cimicidae. Bases 226 to 744 code for a protein of 172 amino acids.